AUGGCCGAUAUGGAACGUACUAUCCUCGACUUUUACCAGAUUCCGACCUUGUAUCCUACAGAAUGGCCUGCCGAGAAAGAUUUGGAGGACCGCGACGAAGAUGGCGAGGACGAGAAGGGCGCUGCCCUGAAGAGAAGACAGUCUCGAUACCAGGCGCUUGAGAGAGCUGUGAGCCAACGGAAGAGCAAUAUCCCUAGAGAGGACGACCAAGGAGGCGUUGGAAAUAUCGUGCAAAAGGAUGAACCGGAUCCUCUUGGGACGACUGAUAGUGUCGUCAGAACGCUCAAGCAUCUUGGUUUACCCCUCCAAGAUGAUCACCGACUACGUAACCGGUUCCUGCUCUCCUCAACAACUUUCUCGCCUGCGCUCUUUCUUUCUCAGAUGCAUGCCACUGCCGAUACUCGAAGCCUGCUUACAGGUCUUGAUGUUCUCUCACAGUCCAUUGAUCAAAAGUCAGCAUCCCUCAAGGUCCUGGUCGAGACCAACUUUGAAAGAUUCGUGAAAGCCAAGGCAACUAUAGAUAACGUCUAUAAGGAGAUGAAAUAUCGUGGGGUUGAGCCACCUGACCCGAACAACCCAGGUGCUUCCAAUGCAGCCCAACGCCGCAGCUAUCGGAACAGUAUGGUAGGCGCUGGGCUUGGGAUCAACAACACCCUGACGUCCACAAGCACUGAUACGCGAAAGAAGAAUGCCUUGAUAAAGGAAAGCGAGUAUGGUGUUCUGGGUAUCAAGGGUCCGCUGCUUGAGGUCUCAGCAAAAGCUGAGGACGUCUGGGGCCCCGCUUUGGGUGGAAGAGAGAAGGAAGAGAAUUUGAAAACAGUUUCAAACCAUCUGACUCGGUUCAAAGAUUAUGUGGAGCUGAGCACGUCAAUAGCAGACAGUAUCAAGCGGAAGGACUAUGAGUCGCUGGUCGAUGAGUUCACAAGGGCCAGAAAAAUUGCGGACGAAAGUCGACAACUGGCGGAGGAACUCGGACAAGAGACACCCACAGAGCCACAACUCUACCAGCUGUUGAUAGCAGGAAGAAUGUGGCAUGACGUGGAUCAGCAGAUUCGCCUUUUCAAACGCGACGUAUGGAAACGGCUUGUCACACUUUACACAGCAUCAAGGACAGAUGGUGCAGGCGCAACUGGUCGCAUACAAGACCAGCAUAUGGAACUCAUCGGAUUACUGUUGGAACUGGGCGCUGACGACAAUCCGAUCUGGGUUUGGCUUUUGAGUAGAUAUGAUCACCUCAAAGGCAAGAUCCAGUCGACAGCAGACCGUUCGAAGGUUGAGAUUGAGGUGCUUCGUCGCAGGCUGGCCAGCAAUGAUAAACCCCACCCCAACACGAUUGCUGCGCAUCUUCGCUCUUUAGGCCGACCAGUGAUCGAAGACAAACCUCUGACGUUUGACUCACCUGAUGUGAUAGAACUGUGGGAAAAGAUGCUGUCGUUCCUUACGAGUCUACUAUCGAGUGAAGGAAUCUUGGGCGAGGUCAUAGAGUUCUGGCAAACAGUGCAAGGAUUCAUCAAUGGUUCUGCCCAAGCCGCUCUUCCUGUAGGAUACCGUGGUGAGUCUCGGCAUCACCACGAGCUAUCACAGGAUAGUAUCAACGAAUUGAGAAAGGGGGCUGUGGAGCUGGUAGACUUGCUUCGAGAACAUGCUUAUUCUUUCUUUGUGGAUAUGCCUCCUGAAGAUGUCUCGUUGCUCUUUUCACCACUUCCUAAGACGCCGGUUCCAGGGACACCCGGCUCUGACUCUUUGGCAUCUCCACGAGAUCCUCGUUUCAACUUUGACCCAAACAACAUGCCCCCUCCGUCACCCAAAAGGGGCGAGGUUUGGGAAAAGCUGGCUUUCUGGCCUCCAUGGUCAAAUUCUAUCAGUGGUGUACAUUACUUAUCUAAAAUGCUGACUCUGGUAGGCGCUGGGGCAGGCGACUUGGCGUGUAUUGAGCCAAUCGAGUCAGGGGAAGGUCAGGUACUCGAUCGCCUGAGAAGUCUUGUUGGAGGUUCUCGAGAGCGCUGUGUGACAGCAUUGUGUGCCGCCUGGAAUCGAGAUGCUGAGAACAUUAAGCAUGUCGAGGAUUGGCAACGUUCCGUUGAGAUGGGUGAUGUGACACGCAUGCCAGCCAGCUUCGCUGCUUUCGAAGGAGCAGUCUUGUUGGGCAUGCAGAAGAUUCUCUAUAUCCCCGAUGCUAUGUCUAGGUCCGGUUCGGGAGAUAUUGUCUUGCCCCCACCGACCAAACUUCUUCAGAUGGUUCGCAGCCAAUAUGUGACCACGCUGUACAAGGCCUUGAGCGGCAUGGUCGAGAAUGCUGAGAGAUCGUUGAAGAAGACCGAAGACGACUGGUCGAUUGAUAGUGAAAGAUCUCUUGCGUCGGCCGCAGCACCGACUAUGGCGGGCAAAGGAGCUUUAGACUCAGGAGACAGGAAUAUCCGUAUGCUCAUGACGCUGAGCAACCUUUCAUCGCUUCGGUCACAAGUGGUGCCGAGUCUCAACCUGCAGUUUGAAAACGCAUUCUCUGUCAAGUUAACUGAUGAGUCCAAGAAAAUUCGCGAAGUCCUUGGGCAAAUCCACGAACGGCUCUUUCAAUCUUACACCAAACAGUCGAUUGAGAGACUGCGCGAUGUCAUUCAAUCUGGCAUAUCAGCACCUGAUUGGGCUCCUGGUCAAGGGCAACGCACGCAAGUCGCCAAGCCAUACGUCUAUGAGGCUCUCCUCACCCUUGUUCUUGUCCACUCACAAGUAUCUACUACUGCCCCGGCUCUUACAGUCGAAGUCCUAUCUUUCCUUCUUGAGCAGACGUCUAUCCAACUCUUGGAAGCAUUCCGACGCCGCCCACGAUACACUCUGGAAGCCCUUAUGCAAGCGACCCUCGAUGUCGAAUUUGUUGCUCAAACACUCAGCCACUACACUUCGGAACGGGCUUCGGAACUACAGAGUCAGAUCUACCAGGAACUUGAUGCGCGUACAGACAACGAUGCUCGCGCACGUCUGCAGGGCGAGUUAACCGAGAUGCGCACUGUUCUCAAACGUCUAAGAGAGGCAAGUAAGAACGAAUUUGCUUGCUUCAAGAAGCCAAAACGACCUGGUCACGGUCCUAGCAGGAACAACAGUGGUGUAUCGGGCAUUUCAGCCUAG
Fusarium coffeatum is the source of this 3123-nucleotide messenger RNA. RefSeq lists its product as uncharacterized. The record is from RefSeq and is a predicted model, not a curated record. Gene Ontology annotation, biological process: Golgi to plasma membrane transport; exocytosis. NCBI's taxonomy places the organism in Eukaryota, Fungi, Ascomycota, Sordariomycetes, Hypocreales, Nectriaceae. The coding region runs from base 1 to 3123 and encodes 1040 amino acids. The transcript has 3 exons. Gene Ontology annotation, cellular component: exocyst.